Molecule: messenger RNA, 892 nt
Organism: Chelonus insularis
Lineage: Eukaryota; Metazoa; Arthropoda; Insecta; Hymenoptera; Braconidae
Product: myelin-associated neurite-outgrowth inhibitor-like
Exons: 3
Coding region: 78-737 (219 amino acids)
Source: RefSeq, a predicted model, not a curated record
AGCUCGCUGAGAUAUAAAAACUCAUUGCAGCAAGAAACGUAGUUACUUCAGCUUUUGGCUGUGAUUCAUAAAACAAUAUGAAAGUACCUACAGUAAUUGUUCUCAUUUUGUCGACACUAAGCCAGCUGGCCACGAGAUGUACUGGUCAGUAUUUAGGUAGUGGUGCAAUGGGAGCUGCUCUAGCAGGUAGCAGAGGACCCUCAGGAUAUGGUGGAACAGAAGCAGUUGGUAUGGGAUGGGCUGGAAGUUAUUCACCAAGUUACACACCUGGAGCAAGUGCUUAUGGUGUUGGUACAGCCUAUGGCAAUGUACCAGGCUACGGAUAUCGACCCGGACUAACAUACAAUCCUCUUGUGGACCCUUCAAUGGGUUCUGUUGCGCCCUAUUCCUCUUAUCCGCAAGGUUUCGGGGCUAGUAUGCCAAUUUAUCCUAGUGGAGGAAUGACAUCUGCAUUUGGUGUAGGUGGUAUGCAAGGAGGCAUAUCACCCAUUAGUUACAGUCCACCGUUGAGUCCAGGAUUUAGUGAUGUCGGUGCUCUAGCAUAUGGAUCUGCAUCAGCCGUACCGUAUGCUCCAACAACCUUCAGUGCUCCGUCACCAAUACCAGUGAUUGCUCCACAACAAACUCAAUUGAAUGAAAAUGAAAAUGCUAAUACUAAUAUUAAUAUCAAUCAUGAUAUGGGUAUGCAUCACCCAUCACUUCUUGGAAAAGGACUAUUGGGAUUGCCAAGAAUGUAAAAAAGAUUUGUAUUUAGUAUAACUAUGAAAGCAGUAUCAGCUUUAAAAUUCAGACAUUAAUGAAAGAAUUUAAAAAUCAAUCUCCAGGUAUUAUUUGAAUGGAAUUGCAUGAUUUAUUUCUGAAUGAGUUGUAUUGAUAUAAUAAUAAAUAAAUA